AUGGCCAUUUUUGAUUUGAUGGUUUUUGUGGAGAUUUGGAAGGUUUUGAAAAACGGAGACCGGGGGCACCAGGGGCAGGGCCAGGGGCGCCAGGUGAACCGUGUGAUACGCCAUGGGAUCUGCUUUCCUCUUCAUGACGACUCUCGUGGCGACGUUGGGCCGCUGAUGGGCGGCGGAUUCGGAAUGCCAUCACCCGCUGUAUUUCGGCUACAAGCAGCAUUUGCCUUCAGCUUGGUUCUGAAUUCGGACAGCCCAGCUUCCACUACAACCGAUGGCCAUUUGGAGCCUGUAGGGCUGAUUGGUUGCAUUGUGCCGUCCGCCUCCUUAGAGCAGCAUGUCCCUUCCACUCUGGUUGAGCCGGCGGCAGCCACAGGCAGCACCGAUGAGCAUGCCGAACUGACGCAUGAAGUUGUGGGAAGCCCGCUCAUGUGGUCCACUAGGUACAGUAACCAGUAA
Molecule: messenger RNA, 456 nt
Organism: Penicillium verhagenii
Lineage: Eukaryota; Fungi; Ascomycota; Eurotiomycetes; Eurotiales; Aspergillaceae
Exons: 1
Coding region: 1-456 (151 amino acids)
Source: RefSeq, a predicted model, not a curated record